This is a messenger RNA of Raphanus sativus (radish), 3096 nucleotides long. RefSeq lists its product as uncharacterized. The transcript is spliced from 2 exons. NCBI's taxonomy places the organism in Eukaryota, Viridiplantae, Streptophyta, Magnoliopsida, Brassicales, Brassicaceae. The coding region runs from base 18 to 2921 and encodes 967 amino acids. The record is from RefSeq and is a predicted model, not a curated record. Gene Ontology annotation, molecular function: zinc ion binding.
UAAUUUUUUUUUUUCAAAUGCUUCUUAGUUGCCGAUUUUAUGUUGCGAUACUUACCCCCUGUUUCACUGUUUUGAGCUUUGUGCAGUUCCAAAUGGAGGAGCAGUGUCUGGUGAUUUGUGGUGACUGGGUUUGUGGUCAUGGGAGCAGAUGGGAAUUUGUUGUCGACAAACGUCAGAUGGGUCGUCUAGUUCCGGUUUCUGAAAGUGUUACAGUGAAAGAGCUUCAAGGCGUUGUCUUGAAAGAGUUCGGUAAGGACGAUAGUUCAUGGGUAGCUGUUCUUAGUUACUGGCCGCCUAGUAGCAUGGAGCUUGCCACUGGGAUUCGAACACCACCAGUUCAGCUUACAAGUGAUGGAUCUAUCAAGUAUUUCGUGCAGCACGCGAGGGUGAAAGGGUCAAUGAAUUUGUUUGUAAGGUUUGAACAGAAGCUUUCAGGCGUUGAUUCUGUUGACGACAGUGGAAUGGGUUUUGUAACGCCUGUUGCCUUGCCCCCCAAACGUUCAGCAACAUUCUCAUCUGGUGUUUCUAACGGUGUCCAUGUUUCCACGGGUGCUUCGAAGGCUAAAGGUGUGAACUUUGUCGAUGUGGAGUUCAUUAGUGAGGUCGAGAGAGUUGAGACGGAGUUUAACAGCCGCAAAAGACCUGGGAAAGCUCAUGUUGUGAGAGGUAAUACUGGUGGUGAGGGGAGCAAGAGCGGUUCUAAAGUUGUUGAAGGCGAAGUAUGUAGCGACAGCAGUGAGGGAGAGGAGGAGCUGAGUGAAAGGGUCGUUGACGAGGUAGAUGUUCGACCUCGAGGCUAUGACAAAGAGUUCUGGGAACCAUUACUUGGCACUGACUACCUUGGAUCGAACGCUGUGAAUGUCAUCUACAACGAGGACGAGAUUGUGAAUGGUUUGACAAGGGGUAGUGGAGCUCGCCGUUUCAAAUGUACCGCCAAUGAUACAUUUGACCAUGUAUUUGAGGUUGGGGGGUCUAGUAGUGGCGUAAAGCUCAGGAAAGAUGAAGACUUUCGCAGCCAAAACCCAUGGCUUAAUGGUGUGGAUGGUAAUGUAAGUGUGGCCAGACAGCGGCGUGUGUCCACAAGAAAAUUGGAAGAAGUGGAUGACGAGGAGUUUGACAUCCCUCCACUUUUUGAUGAUGUUACGUACGCUGCAGCAGAGAUCCCUGACAUGGACUUGGAUGAGAGGGAUGGGAGGAUAUAUGUUGGUAAGGUUUUUGGCAACAAGGAAGAUUGUCAAAUUUCUUUGGCAAUAUAUGCUAUUAAGAACCAGUUCCAUUUCAAGCAGACAAGAACAAAGGUUGAUUCUUUUGUUGUUGAGUGUCCAGAUAAGCACUGUGAUUGGCGGGUCACAGCUCACGAGAUCAGGGGUUGUGGGUAUUAUGAGAUAAGGAAAGCUCAACUGGAUCAUCGAUGUCCCAUUGAGGCGAGACAAGGUUAUAAGAGCAAAGCUACAUCUAAGGUGAUUGCUGCUGUGUACAAGUCCAAGUUUGGUGAGCCUGGUAAAGGACCCAAGGCGUCUGAGUUACAGAAACUGGUGUUGGAAGAUCUACGAGUGACAGCAUCUUACAUGAAGUGCUAUAGGGCGAUAGAGAAAGCAGUUGUUGGGGUGCAUGGGUCGGAGGAAGAUUCCUACUUAAAGCUUCCUGAGUAUUUACACAUGUUGAAACUUGCUAAUCCUGGCACUGUUGCUGAUUUGGAGACUGAGGUUGAUGAAGAUGGUGAUGAGAGAUUCCUCUACUUGUUCCUUGCGUUUGGGGCAUCUAUUGCUGGUUUUAACAAGCUACGCCGUGUGUUGGUGAUAGAUGGUACACACUUGGGAGGAAAAUACAAGGGAGUGCUGCUUACUGCUAGCGAACAGGAUGCAAAUUUCCAGAUUUUUCCCUUGGCUUUUGCUGUUGUGGACAGUGAGGACACCGAUGCGUGGACGUGGUUUCUCCAAAAGGUUGAGCGUAUUUUGGCUGAUUCCCCUACUCUGGCUAUUAUAUCUGAUCGUGCUACAUCAAUCUCUAAUGCUGUGAAACGUGUCUAUCCAUCUGCUCAACAUGGUGCUUGCAUUGUCCAUUUGGCAAGGAAUGUAAACUCGCGCUACUCUAGCAAGCACUUGGCUAAGAUGGUAACUGAAGCUGCAACUGCCUACAGGUUACGUGAUUACAGAGAGAAGUUCAGUAAGGUUAGGGCUACGAACAGUGCUUGCGGUGUGUACUUGGGAAACAUUGGUUCUGGUCAUUGGUCGAGGGCAAAUUUCCCGGGGGAACGUUAUAAUAUCAUGACCAGCAACAUAGCUGAGCAGCUAAAUAAUGCAUUGGUGGAAGGUAGGUCGUCACCAAUAAUGGAAUUGGUAAUUUUCAUUCAAAGAAUGAUGACUAGGUGGUUCUCUGCUAGGAGAAAGAAAGCAGAGAAGCAUAAGGGUGUAGUUAGCGUUGAGGUGGAUAAAGAGAUGACUAAGAACAUGGCAACAAUGAAAGGUAGCAAAGUGAACUCUGUUUCUAAUUGGACUUGCGAGAUUGUUGGAAAGUUUGGAAGUAAGGAGCGGGUUAUGCUAGCUGAAAAGAAGUGUGAUUGCAAGUAUUUUGAUAGGAUACAAAUUCCUUGUGGCCACGCUAUGAUUGCUGCAGACAGUUUGGGUUUGACAUAUGAACCGUUGGUGGGUCACUGGUACAAAACAACGACUUGGAGGGAGACAUAUGCUGGUGUGAUUAGUCCAGAAGGUGAUCCAAGAGACGUUGACGUUCCCGAAGACGUGAAGAAGAUGGUGUUGAUGCCGCCGUUGACGUCAAGGCCACCAGGUCGCCGUAGGAAGAACAGAAUGGCCUCCACUGGUGAAUUUCCGGUACCUAAAAAGAAGAAGCUAGUUCCUAACCGAUGUGGGAGAUGCGGUGGAACAGGUCACAACAGGACCCGUUGCACUGAACCCAUAUAGGGAGUUCGGCAAGAAGAAGGAGUAGACUAUUUUUGGAGGAUGCAUAUGUGGGAUUGGCACUCCCAUUCUCUCGGAUUAGAGUAGUAACCACUGGAAAACCACUUGAUCAUGUUUUGGUGGUUCUUUUCGGAUAAGUUUUAUAUUGGUUUAAGACAAUGAGUUAAUGUUUGCAUUG